ACCCCACUAUCUACAUGGAGAUAUCUCGAGCGUUACUUGGAUGUGCUGAGAAAAGGUCUUGCAAGUCUGGGAAAGUGUGCUAAUUUUAAAAUUGAGCAGUCAGGAUGUUUUCCGAUGGCCGAAUGUCUAGAAAGUGACGAGACUGAAAGUGUGGCAGACCCAAACCUAGGCUUUGUAAAGGCGCCGCGACCUACUCGAGAGACCAGCUGCAAUUUUCAGAGCAGAUUUAUGAUUGAGGACGAUAACAAUAUACUAGGCGUGGAAAAAAACGUACAUCCGCUUUCUUGUUUCUUUAAAAACCAAUCAAGCCGUCCACGAGUAACGCAGGUUGAGGACAAUAACGAUGUACUAGGCGUGGAUCAAAACUUACAUCCGCCUCGUUGCUCAAAGUACUUCGAGCAGCAAAACCCAAGCCUUCCACAAGCAACGCUGGACAUCAUACAUAGUUCCAAAACUGAUCCUGACAAUGCGAGUUUAUAUGAGAGCCAUAAACGGGAUACUUCUGUCCAAUCUAGCGCCAUCGGCAUGGCAAGCCCAGGACCCUGCAAUCCACCUCCUGCUCUUGGACUGAUGCCGCAGGUCGCCAACCUGGCCACCAUGGCAAUCACCCAGAUAACGGGCUGCACGUACAUCAGUUGCAAUCGGAAAUUUGCAAUUCUGUGUGUUGCAGAGAUGGACGCCCAUGCCGGCUACAGCCACUGCAACCACGGACAGUUCAUGUCUACAUGGCCGCAUUGCACGAGACACAUCUCUAAGCCACUCCACAACCUUGCCCGGGUGCGCCAUCCUGUCAAAUUUGACUGCCUAUCCAUCUGA
Sycon ciliatum is the source of this 816-nucleotide messenger RNA. RefSeq lists its product as uncharacterized. The record is from RefSeq and is a predicted model, not a curated record. The transcript is spliced from 7 exons. Bases 115 to 816 code for a protein of 233 amino acids. Lineage: Eukaryota; Metazoa; Porifera; Calcarea; Leucosolenida; Sycettidae.